UGUUCACAAAACAUGCCGAUAAAAUAUCAAACAAGCUCAUCCGUAAAAAUAAUUUCCGGUUAAACUAACACAAUAAUCGACCCCACAAUAAUGUCCGUUGAAACUGUCCCUAAAGAUUUAAGAAAUUUGCGAGCAUGUUUAUUGUGCUCUCUUGUGAAGACAUUUGACCAAUUUGAGAUGGAUGGUUGUGAUAAUUGUGAUGAAUAUUUACAUAUGAAGAACAAUAAUGGUGCUGUUUAUGAAUGUACAAGUUCAAAUUUUGAUGGAAUGGUUGCCAUGAUGGGUCCAGAAGAUAGCUGGGUGGCAAAAUGGCAAAGAAUUGAGCGAUUUGUGAAAGGAUGCUAUGCACUGUCUGUGACAGGCCGGUUACCACCAGGAAUCAUCAGAAGUUUGAAAAAUAAAAACAUUCCAUAUAGACCCAGAGAUGUUUCAUACAAAAACACUUAAUGAAUUAUGAACAGGUGCUUAUAAGACUCAUGAAGUUUAUUAAUUCCAUCUGGAAGAUGCUUUUGUGACAGGAUUUUGUUAUGCUGACUGACAUUUUAAAUGUGUCCUUUGGUUAUGUUGAUAUGUUUGUAAAAAAACAAUUCAAACAAUAUUGAUUUAGCUUUGUCCUCAUACAAUAUUCAAUCUGGUGUUUAAUUUACAAAAAAGUAAAAUAAUUUGUUCACCUAUAUUAUAUACCUGAUAUUUAGAACUUUUAAAGAGAACUUAAGCUGCCUGCAAACAUA
Messenger RNA from Ruditapes philippinarum (Manila clam), 731 nucleotides. Its product is annotated as transcription elongation factor SPT4-like. Gene Ontology annotation, cellular component: DSIF complex; nucleus. The transcript has 4 exons. NCBI's taxonomy places the organism in Eukaryota, Metazoa, Mollusca, Bivalvia, Venerida, Veneridae. Bases 91 to 447 code for a protein of 118 amino acids. Gene Ontology annotation, molecular function: RNA polymerase II complex binding; zinc ion binding. Gene Ontology annotation, biological process: mRNA processing; chromatin organization; positive regulation of DNA-templated transcription, elongation. The record is from RefSeq and is a predicted model, not a curated record.